GCUGAAUACGAAAACAUUCUCCUGGUCGGAAGAGAGAAACUCCCCUCUUUCAGGGCUGCGCACCCCCUCGCCAGGCUGCUUGCGAUCAUUGUUUCGCUCCAGCAUUAACUACAUUCCAAAGGGACGCAGCGCGCCCCGUCUCCCUCCUCACAUUCCUUCCCCAGAAAUGAGUCCCGAGCUCCCCGCUCGUUCAGCACGGCUCCAUUUCGCAGGAGCGAUAGGACUGUUGUCGUCAACGCUCGGAUGCUUUGUUUUUUACACCCUUUUGACUUUUAUGCAUGAACUACCUAAAGAAAACUUAGGGGAAAAAGCCUUACAAUGUAAAUUCCUCCGCGCAGCGCGCCAUUGAUUGUAAAGACCUUUCAACUUAUCAAAGGCUGAAAUUGACAAACGUCUUUUUCAGUGGAAACAGUUAUACGUGAAACAUUUUUUUGUUUUCGUUUUCGAAAGUAAAUAGCGCAGUAUGUCAGAACUACGGCAGUGGGCGUACAGCGAUUGCAAUUGCAACUAAUAGUUCAGUUUGUUGUGAUCUCCAUGUGAAGAGCAAUUUCUCCUGUCUGUAGUUGCAACUCGCCAGUUAAACUUACUAGUCAGCCAGUUCCACCAGUCUUACUCACUGGGAGUGCAAACAUGGAUAAGUAUGAGGAGGAUGCGGGUCUCCAGGCAAGUAAGUUAAUAGAAAACGUCUCUUUGUAUGAUUGCUACAAAGAUGGGGUUUACAGAGACAGAAGAGACACGGUCACUAAUGCGGAUUUUGGGUUUUCUGAUCAGAUGAAUUUCGAUCAGAAAAGUAAGAAGAAUAGCGGCAGUCCCGUGCCUCCUCAGCAGCUCCGCAGCAUUGACGAUCCCCCCGCUCCGGGAAACAAAGUUUACAAUGCCAGCGUUGGAAUCUCGGUAAAUGGAAACCGACCAGUGCAUCUGGAUUAUUACAAACCGCAGAAAGAUUCCGUUUGUCCUGAUGAUAGCCAUUGCACAAAAUCCGAUAUUGCCUUGCCCUGCUACAGCGGAUCUACUGAGCGCCAGAGGAGGCAUUCUUUGGAGGUCCAGGGGCAUAGGUACAGCACCGGUAGCGUGUACGAUGGAGUUGCUAUAAGCAAGCACGGACCGUUUUCUCCACUUUCUGGCAGCAGAUGUAACAGCGUCUGCGUAUCCAGCAGUCAGGAGUGCAGGUACAAUGCAGCCAGCCCCCGGUCUAGUUUAGCGUCUUCCCUCCCUUACCCGGAGCAGAGCAAGUACUCCAGUCCGAGAUCGAGCAUGAGCAGCCCGCGGGCGAGUCUGGUGGUCGCGGGUCAAGACAAAUACACCAGUCCCAGAACCAGUUUAAUGCAGUAUGAGGGGAACUGUACCCUCAGUCCAAGAUCGAGCUAUGCAAGCACCACCAGUGACACCAGUAAACACUCCAGUCCACGGGCAAGUUUGAACAGCUAUGAUUGCGGUAGUAAGCCCAGCAGCAACCGUACCAGUGGGAUAAGUAUGGGAUACGACCAACGACAGAUCAGCCCGAGGUCCAGUACAGCGAGCCAGUAUUCCGCUACCACAAGUCCGAGGUCUAGUUACUCCGACUCCCGGUACAUGCCGACCGCGAAUCAUGAGCACGACGCGGCGGUAGUUCACGGUAUUCCCUUGGUCAGCCCACGGUCCAGCAUCUGCAGCCAGGAUUGCAGCGCCAGACCUGCAGGACCUGCCAAUUGCGUGGCCAGCCCACGGUCCAGCAUUUCCAGUCAUAGCUCCAGGAGUUCGCGCAGCUCAAGGGGAUCCAUGAGCGCAUACCCCGAGGUGCAACACCCCUCGCCAAGGUCAUCGAUGUUGGGUGCGAGUUUACACGAAGACAAGGUGGUUCAAGAUUUUGCGGAUGCCAGUAGGAAUCAUGUCCAGCAAUCCCCCGCUAUCCAAGAAAGCCCCCAGCAACCAGUGCAACCUGGAUUAAACCCGGAAGGCAGCGUGCCGGGACCGGCAGCCUUUAAUUAUGAGACCCCGUGCAAAAGUUUGGUCGCCGGACAGAAAUUUAAGUUGCCGUACCAAGUCACACCGUGUCGGGAAACUGGACCGAGUCAAGCAGAAAGAAGGCUGGAAGCCUUAACUCUGGAGCUUCAGAAAGAGCUUGAGAUGCACAUGAAAAAAGAAUAUUUUGGUAUCUGUAUCAAAUGUGGGAAGGGGGUCUAUGGAGCCAGCCAGGCCUGUCAAGCCAUGGGGAACCUCUAUCACACUAACUGCUUCAUCUGCCAGUCCUGUGGGAGACGGUUGAGAGGGAAGGCCUUCUACAACGUCAACGGAAAAGUCUACUGCGAAGAGGACUUCCUGUAUUCUGGUUUUCAGCAAACGGCAGACAAAUGCUUUGUGUGCGGGCACCUCAUCUUGGAAAUGAUCCUGCAGGCGCUGGGCAAGUCCUACCACCCCAGCUGUUUCCGCUGCGUGGUCUGUAACGAGGGUUUGGAUGGAGUGCCUUUUACCGUGGAUGUGGAGAACAACAUCUACUGCGUAAAGGACUACCACACGGUUUUUGCCCCAAGAUGUGCGUCUUGCAACAAACCCAUUCUUCCCGCCCAGCCGCUCUCAUUCCAGGGUUCUGAAGAGACGAUCAGGGUCGUGUCCAUGGACAAGGAUUACCAUGUUGAGUGUUACCACUGCGAGGACUGUAGGCUCCAGCUGAACGACGAGGAGGGCCAGCGCUGCUACCCACUCCAGGACCACCUGCUUUGCCAUGGCUGCCACCUCCGCAGGCUCAAGGGACAGGCCGCAAGUCACCCACCGCCCAGCUUCCCUGUGCACGUCACGGAGCUGUGAAAGGGGGGGCGCCGGCGUGUACCAUAAUAUAAUAACCCACGGAGGAAGAUCAGAGGCCGAAGGGAUGCCCAGAAAAAGGCACGGGGUGUGGAGGCUGUCUCAUUAGAGCAGAUGAGGGGGGUUAUGUUAUCCUGAAAGCACAUCCUGGGCCGCCGUAAUCCUAAAAUGAGACAUUUCGGUUCUGAUUUUACUCUGAGGCCUGUGGGCUUAGUCAGUGGACCAGGGCAGCACCCAGACCUAAGUUGGGUGUGUUAAGGGAGCCAUACCACACAGCAGGCCUUGUGGAAACUCCCCCAGCACGGGGGGGGGGGGGCGGGUCCGGAGGCAUUCCUUACCCCUUUAGUCCGCUCCUGUCUGUCCUCGUCAUAAAUGGAUUACAGCCCGUAACAAGCCAAGGACACCUGCCUGCCAGAGUAACUGCCCAUUCUCCUUGAAUGCAGCACUUAAAAGAGCCGGCCGCCUCCGCGACACACGCCGCCAGUGGACUUGUCGCACCGCCCACGCGUCCGUCCUCUCGCACGCCGUGAUAUCGUCCGUACCGCGCGGACGCACCGCCGACGUGGACGGCUCUAUUCACCCCAGCUGAUUUACGUUUCGCGCAUAAAGUACCCAAUCAGCAUCAAAGAAGUUGAAUGUAUGCAGAGUAUAUGGCUGUCACGCAUGUAUACAGAUAUGCUCGCGCUCGCGUGUACGGAUAUAGCCUAUGGUUACGACCCAUGUGUGUUUGUUGUUUGUGCUGCGUGUCCUGAUUGAGUCAGUGGUCAAAUGACUUCCUGGCAUGGGAGAGAAAUUUAACUGUACAGUGCUGGUUUAGCUGUCUGUUAUUAGAGGAAGUGCUGCAUUUCUGUCUGUUUUUUCGCUCUUUUCGUGAGACGUCGCUGUCCUUUGUCAUUUCUGUUACAAGUGAAUGCAGCCUUUUCUGUCUUUUUUUUAACGAUUUUGGCCCCUCCAACAUCUUUCUUCGCUGUUAAUGUGUUUAAGACACUGGUCAAAGAAAACAAAAGCACUGAUAUUUAAUUCCCCCUCACCUUCUCACCAAGUCAAUAGGCAGAUUUUUAGUUUUUUUUUAAAUUCCAAAUCAAGGAGCUGCUGAUAUGAUGAAGUCAGCACUGUGCUGUGGACCAUGGUGAGGAUUGUUUUGGACGCCCCUGAUCAGCUCCUCCCACCAGGAAGGUGGCCAACGUGGGGCAGGGGGAGGCUGGCUGGGAAUCUUAGUUAUUUAAUUAACUGCUAAUUUAAUUUAUUCAUGAUGUCACUCUGUCUGCAUGAUCUGCAGUCCUGGGGCACUGGUUCUGUCCCUCCCGCUUGUGUUUUGUUUGACGGCAAAAUGACAUGAAGGCCACCGGGUCCAAAAGAAACGGGAGCCUCUAUUACUGUAGCUGUCACUCACACAGUGGGGGGGUGGGGCUGAUCUUUCUGAUACUACUGAACAUUAGCAUGGCUCUGGUACGGCCACAGGUGUAAGAGAUUUCAGCGUUCAGAGGACUUGGUUUGUGUAUUGCUGUACACCUCUACCCAGCCUGAUGCAUUUAGGGCUUAGUUACUGUCUGUUAGGCUUUUCCCACCAGAAGGUCCCUUCUCACCCCGUUUUUAAAUCAAAGUAUCGAAAUCUUACAGUCACAUAGCAUUGUUUUGCUGCCAUCUCAGUGCUGGUAGUCGAUACAGUGGAUGUUUAUUGUCAGAGUAAUAGCGAACUCCCCAACGAGAACCCCUGCUGGAGGAAGCAAAAGAUUAUAAAUAAUAAUGAGAGCACAGCAUAACUCCCAAGUGUUUCUCCCUCUGAUGUUGCUUUUGUAAUAGAAGACACUGUGGAUAUUCUCUCCUAACACAUCCUUCACAGUGAACAAAAAAAAAGCUCUUCGUUUUCAGUACACACCAGACACUGUGCCUCUAGGUUAGCUGUACAUAAGGGUAGUUUUAUUUCUUGCACAAAGUCCAAAAACAUAGCUGCUGUCUGUCCUGUAAGUAGCUCUCAAAAUAUCAUUCAAUGUGUGAUUUCCUAGAUGUUUUGUGAAAAGAGGAAAUGUAGAUUUAUUUAUCUAAAGAUAAAAAGUCUAAAGUUAUUUAAUGAGUUAAAGUCAGACAUGUCAUUUAACCUUAGAUGAUAUAAUCUGCUUUUUUAAUAAAGUGGUUUUGUAGUUAACUUGGUGAUGUCUUGUCUUGCUCUGUUUAUCUAUAAUGUCAAAAACAUGAAAGACAUCUUUUGUGCUGCUGAAUUUGAGACAUUUUACUCCAAGUUGUUUUCCAUUUGAGAAACAGGUGUGAACAUUUUUUUGCCAGUUUUUCCAACGUAUGUUGGGUUUACAAAUGUGGCUUUUGCAGCUUCUUUCGAGAUCGACUGCCAAAGAUUAGGCCGUUUAUUCAGGAACGCAGUCUCGCCCGCACCAGAGUUUGUGUCAUUAUGGGGCCAUUGAGUCAUUUUUGUAAUUGAAGCUUGACAUGCUAAGUUUAUUGUAGAUCAUGUGACAUAGCUGAGAUCCUAACAUUAGAUGUCUGCUUGCUCUGGGAAAAAAAGCCCUUGGAAACAAGACUCUAUUCAGUAACCGCAUAAUUCUGUUUGACCAAAACACCAGCUUCAUUAUUUAGCAAGUAAUGUGGGAAAUGGAGGGGGGGACCGGCUUUGUUACCUAUAACAACAUUAGCCUCUGACAGCUGGUUAGAUGAGGAUUAUUGAUGUAUAUUUUACCUAUUACUAUCCCAUCUGUUAUGUAAUUUUUGCUGCUGUGAUUUUAAGCACACUGUCGUAAUAGGCUUUUGUUUGGUCAUUUUUCUACUUAUUAAAUGUAGGUUUGAUUUGCAAGUGUUUUAGUAAACUACAUAAAAGGGCACAAUGAAUACA
Brienomyrus brachyistius is the source of this 5623-nucleotide messenger RNA. RefSeq names its product Wilms tumor protein 1-interacting protein homolog. The transcript is spliced from 8 exons. The coding region runs from base 631 to 2784 and encodes 717 amino acids. Gene Ontology annotation, molecular function: transcription corepressor activity. Gene Ontology annotation, cellular component: P-body; transcription regulator complex; adherens junction. The record is from RefSeq and is a predicted model, not a curated record. NCBI's taxonomy places the organism in Eukaryota, Metazoa, Chordata, Actinopteri, Osteoglossiformes, Mormyridae. Gene Ontology annotation, biological process: positive regulation of miRNA-mediated gene silencing; regulation of DNA-templated transcription; cytoskeleton organization.